Messenger RNA from Sardina pilchardus (European sardine), 16431 nucleotides. RefSeq names its product KIAA1109 ortholog. Bases 141 to 15275 code for a protein of 5044 amino acids. NCBI's taxonomy places the organism in Eukaryota, Metazoa, Chordata, Actinopteri, Clupeiformes, Clupeidae. The record is from RefSeq and is a predicted model, not a curated record. Gene Ontology annotation, biological process: synaptic vesicle endocytosis. The transcript is spliced from 87 exons.
CGGAAAAGAGCCGUCGCUGUGUGGGACAUGAGAUAUGAAUGUGACGCUGUGUGAGGGGAUACGAAACCUACCUAACUCGAGGUUAUGGAUAUCAGAUAGACACGUUCUUUCCCACUUAAUGGCCUGAGAUUGGUGUGGAGAUGGAGAAAAACAACACCAUUCCCUUUGGGCUGGAUAGCAUAGACGAGUUCCUCAAAGAUCGGGACUCCAACUCAGUCUGGCUGUUAGUGGCUACCAUCUUGUCCUGCGGAUGGAUCAUCUACCUGACCUACUACAACUCCCGCAACAUCGGCCUCAUCCUCACACUCAUCAUUAACAAGCUGUACAAAAAGGGACAUAUCCACAUCGGCUCAUUUUCUUUUUCUGUGCUGUCGGGGAAGGUCAUGUUCAGAGAUGUUUACUACAUUGAUGAAGACAUGUCUAUUAGAAUACAAGAUGGCUUCCUCAUAUUCCGCUGGUGGAAAAUGUACAACCCCAAGCAAAAACAACAUGACCCCAAGGCGGAGACGCGUCUCUACGUGACGGUGAACGGCGUCGAGUUCCACAUGUACAACCGAUCGGCCCUGUAUGACCAGCUACAGAAGACUUUUGGCCUGGAGCCCACUCUCAUCCCCCCCAACAGAGAUGAGGAGAAGGGCAGAGAGGAGGAGGACAAGCCUCUGGACAGUGUCAAUAUCCAAGCUGAAGCGCAGGACCCUUCAUCAUCCUGGAGGUCUCUCAUCCCUGUGGUCAAACUCAACAUCAGCACAGGUCGCGUUGCGUUUGGGAACCACCACCUGCCCCAGACCCUGUGUGUGAACUUCGACGACGCCUUCCUCACGUACACCACCAAGCCUCCCAGCAGCCACCUGGACCAGUUCAUGCACAUCCUCAAAGGCUCCCUGGAGAACGUGCGUGUCAUGCUGGUGCCUAGCCCACGCUACCUGGGCCUGCAGAACGACGAGCCACCGCGACUCAUGGGAGAAGGCUUUGUAGUGUUGCAGUCUAACGAUGUGGACAUCUAUUACUACCAGGAUGAACCAGGGUUGGUUCCUGAGGAGCAGGACUCAGACGUCUGUUCUGAGGGAACCCAGCUUCAGGACCUUCCUCCCUGCUGGGGUCUGGACAUCGUCUGCGGGAAAGGAACAGACUUCAACUACGGACCAUGGGCUGACAGGCAGAGGGACUCGUUGUGGAAGUUCUUCCUGCCAGCUGACUUCCAGUCAAUGAAAGUGAGCGAGGUGGCCACGCCGGGGAAGCCACGGCAGAUCCUCGCCUUUGAGCUGCGCAUGAACAUCAUCGCAGACGCCACCAUCGACCUGCUCUACACCAAAAACAGGGAGACAAAUGCUAUCCAUGUGAAUGUGGGAGCUGGCUCAUACCUGGAAGUGAACAUCCCCUUGACUGUUGGAGACGAUGGUUACUCCUCCAUCAUUAAAGGGCAGCUGCUUCACGUGGACACCACCAGCAGUAUGCAAUACAGAACCCUGCUGGAGGCCGAGAUACUCCUGUUUAAUGUGAAGGCCAGUUACCCGCGCGUGUGGAACAUGCCGCAGUCCUGGCAGUGCGAGAUUGAGGUCUAUAAAGCCACCUACCACUUCAUCUGGGCACAGAAAAACUUCUUCUCGGAUCUUAUCCAGGAUUGGGCUAGUGACAGCGAGCCUGAUAUCUACUCGUUCGUUCCGUACUCCUGGACGUUCAAGGUCCUCUUCCACCAGUUUGAGAUGAUCUGGGCGGCCAAUCAGCACAACUGGAUCGACUGUUCCACCAAACAGCAGGAAAAUGUCUAUCUGGCUGCAUGUGGAGAAACUCUGACUAUUGACUUCACUCUCCCCUUCAAUGAGUUUGUCCCCACCACAUGCAACACCUGCUUCCGCCUUAAGUCGGAGGACACAGACAUGCGUCUGUGUCUGCCGGACUGCCACCCCAGCCGCUACUCCCUGCUCACACUGGCCAACGACUACCAGGCCACGCGCACCCCCGACAACUCCAUGCCCCCGGAGGGACACCAGGGGGUGCCACCCAAAACCAGCAAAGCCCGCUGGAGGAACAUCACGCUGCCUGAGGCUGGCUGGGUAGACUGCUGGAGCGUACCCAACUUCCUGCUCAUCAUCGACUACACCUGGCAUCCCAUUUACCCUCAGAAAGCCGACCAGCAGCUCAAGCAGUCUCUGUCGGAGAUGGAGGAGUCCAUGCUCUCAGCUCUGAGGCCCCCAGAGCAGGUCCCUCCCGCGCCCCCUCCGCCACGCAUGACCUCCGACCCCAGUGAGCUGCCUCCUGAUAAGCUGCAUGUGGAGAUGGAGCUGAGUCCUGAGUCACACCUCACCCUCUACGGCCCCCUGCUGCGGGCGCUCAUCUCUAUAAAGGAGAACUACUUUGGCGAGGACGACAUGUACACCGAUUUCGAGGAGUGUGUGUCCAGCCCGGUGCUGAGCUCGUGCUCGUCGUCGCUGGGCUGGACGGGGGCCGUGGAGGAGAAGGAGACGCCCCACCCGCUCUCCCUCAGACCCUGGGACAUCACCGUGCUCAUCAACCUGCACAGGGUGCACGGACGCCUGCCCAUACACUGCAGCAAUGAUGGCCCUGAGGGUCCAGCUGGCUUUAUGGAGCGCCUCUGCUUUGAGAUGAAGAAGUCCUACAAAGAGACUCUGCUGCAGCUGGUCCUCUCCCCUCUGCAUGUUUUUGUCAGUGACAACUACCAGCGCCCCUCUGUGGACGGCGUGCUGCGUGACGGGCACCUGAGUCUGUCGGGCCUGCAGAUGCGCGCCCACGCCAUGUUCUCCGCCGAAGGUCUGCCCGCGGGCAGCGACACACUGGAGUACGCCUGGCUCAUCGACAUGCAGGCCGGAGCCCUCACCGGGAGAGUCACCGUGCCACAGUGUGCCUCUCUACUGGAAUGGGGUGAGGCGUUUGUGUUCCAUGUGAUGUCACGGGAGUUCCAGCUGGAGCAGCCAAAGCCCUCGGUCACCUGCCAACACGGAGUGGACCGCCGAGUGUGUGAUGCCAAGUCAACAACCCUGCCUGGUCCAUGUCGAACAUCUGAGGACCUGAAGUACACCAUGACCCGCCUGUCUAUGGACGGUGUGCAGCUCUUCAUCGUGGAGCAUGGCUGUGCUGCCAACAUAAAGACGGGCGCGGUGCGCGUGGCCACCUGUAACCUGCACACGGCCACGGUGGGCGAGGGCAUCAGCGCGGCGCUGCACGAGGUGCUCAUCAGCCAGUUCAUCGAGCAGCAGGAGGGGGCGCGCCUGGGCCUGCCCCCGCCUCUUCUGCGCCGCUCCCAUUGGCUGGAGGCCGGCUCCGUGACCUUUAACCUGGUGACGGCCGACAUCGCGCUGGCUGCUGACCACCCUGCCAAGUACGAGGUGCAGAGGAGGUUCCUGGAGCUGCACGACGCGUACACCAAGAGGCUCUACUUCCUGUGGCCUGAUGAGAAGUUCAAGCGCAACAGGACGCGCUGUGGCUGUCUGGGCGGCUGCCGCUUCUUCGCCGGCUCCUCGGGCGGAGUGGACUUCUUCCGUCUCGAGGAGAUGACCCCCUCCUCCAGCUCCGCCUUCUCCUGCACUAGCGCCGAGAGUGACAUGUGCUACGGCCAAUCACUGCUGCACCCUGGAGAGCUGAUUGUCACAAAAGAGACUCCCAAGCUUUCAGAUGGUAAGAGUAUUGGUAUCCAUAGAGACAACUGUUCUCCGGCCCCAUUGGUGAACGGCGAGAGGCAGAGCCAGCAGCACCUGAGCCUGCAGGUGCCCCAGCGUUCUCACAGCUCCGCCUCCUCCUCAGAGGAAAACUCCUCCUCCAGUGCUGCUCUGCCCCUAUUGGCUGGAGAAAGAGAUAGCCCCACCCCCAGUACUGAGAUCAUGGGGUCCCCCCCCGAGCCCCCGGGCACCGACGGCCCCCCUCUCCGCUCGCCUCUCCGCUCGCCGCUCACGCGCCAGUCCUCCGUCCAGUCGGCGCGCCUGGGCAGCACCAAGAGCCUGUCGGCGGCCGUGUUCGCCGAGAAGGCGGCGGCGCCGUCGGGCGUCCAGUUCAGCAGCGAGGUGUCGCGCAGCGACGAGAACGUGCUGGACUCGCCGCGCCAGCGCCGCAGCUACGGCUCCUUCCCGUUCACGCCGUCGGCCGACUCCAGCACCUUCCACCAGUACCGCUCGGUGGACUCGUCCAUGUCGGUGGCCGACAGCGAGGCCUACUUCUCGGCCAACGAGGAGUUCGAGCCCAUCAGCAGCGACGAGGGGCCCGGCACGUACCCGGGCCGCAAGCGGCGCCGGCGCCAGCAGCAGCAGUGCCCGCCGCCGUGCAUGUCCGAGGUCCAGAGCCGCACGUCCAUCUACCACAGCGUGGAGGGCCCGCUGUCGGUGGCCUCGGAGCCGCGCCCGCUGCCGCUGCCCAGCCACACCUCGCAGGCCUCCUUCGUCUCGGCUCUCGGGCUCGAGGAGGAGGUGGUCUCCGUGGAGACGGAGCGCGGCGACCAGGGCCUGCUCACCACCCAGCCCCACCUGAUGGCGUGCUACCAGAGCUACCUGGCGCACUACCACGUCGCCAACUGGUCCGUCAAGCAGCCGACCAACAAGAGGACCUCGAAGUCGUCGCUGCACCGCCCCUUGGAUCUGGACACUCCCACCAGCGAGGAGAGCUCGGCCUCUUUUGAUCAGCUGUCCAUACCCUCCUUCAAGAUGGUGAAAGCUGGUCUCUCUGCCAGUUCAUUAUUGGACAGAGGAGUGCAGCUGAUGGGAGACGCCUGCAGUACCCCUUACACACCUCUGGACAAGCGGGCGAUGGACAACACAGACGAGGAGACCACAACAGAGGACUGGACGGUGGACCAGCCCCUGGCCCAGACCAGGACCACCGCCAUCGUGGAGGUCAAGGGAGCCGUUAAUGUGGUCCUCACCCCUCUGGUGGCAGAUGCGCUGGACAGGUAUAUUGAGUCCAUGGUGCACUAUACAAGUAUUCGCCACCCUGCCUCCAUUCUGGAUGACCUUCACGGCAGGGUGCUGAACGAGGCUUACCAGAUCAGCAAGUCUACUGUUGCAGACACUACUCAGCAGAAACCUGAGCACAAGCUGUCAAAGACUGAGACUCCAGCCUCAAUGACUACUACCCACGGCCAGACAGACCUGUCAGUCAAACCAGACAAUGUGAAAAUCAAGGGCCUUCAAGCCAAUGUCACUGUUCCCAAGGUGAAUCUGUGUGUGCUUCAGGCGUCUGUAGAGGAGGGCUCCCCCACUAAUAAGAACUUUACGCACGUGUCUCUGGUGGCCCUCUGCUUCGACAGAAUCGGAACUCAAUUCCGCAUGAACAGGGGUAUCGUGGAGGACACAGAAAAGACGUUGGUGAUGAUGGAGAAGUUCUCCUCCAAGAUGGCGCCCCAGUCGAGCGGCUCCUUGCGCUCCAACGCUGGUGUGGAAAAGGGCAAAGAGAUCGCAGCUCGCCUCAACGUCCACAGGAUACACGGCCAGCUGCGUGGCCUGAACUCGUCAGAUCUAGGAGCCUGUGCCAUCACUGCCAUUCCGUUUGAGAAGUCCAAAGUGCUGUUCAGCCUGGAGGAGACGGACGACUUCGCCCUGGUGGACGAGACCGAGCCGCCCAUCACCACGGAGCACGUGACUGACCAGACCCCCGAGCACGCGCGCGCCGGCGCCCAGGAGAAGUGGGGCUGGAUCAUGUUCGAGUGCGGCAUCGAGAACCUCACCGUCAAGGGUGGUCGCCAGUCUGGUGCCAUCCUCUACAGUGCGUUCGGGGUGAUGGGUGGGAAUGACGGCUGUGUGAAGGGCGGCGCCUCCAAGUCCAACGGCUCCAGCGGCUCCCAGACGGGCAGCGGCUACAGCACAGACGUCUCCGACGACAACCUGCCCAACGACGCCCAGAGCCCCUCAGAGCCCAACAUCAACUCCGACUCAGACGAGCAGGAUGAAGGGGUGGAGUCUGAUGACCUGAAGAAGGACCUCCCCCUGUUGCCCCCGCCCCCCGACUCCAGCAGCAUGAAGCUGACCAUCAAAGAGAUCUGGUUUAGCUUCGCUGCCCCCACCAACGUACACUCUCCAGCACAAGCCAGGCAGCUGAAUCUCCUGAGCACAGCGACUCCAGCGGUCGGGGCCUGGCUGGUUCCUAUUGACCAGCUCAAGUCCUCCCUGCAGAAGCUGGAGAUGGAGACCACCCUCCGUGUGUGUGCCGUCAUGGGCUGCAUCAUGACUGAGGCUCUGGAGAAAAAGAGCAUCCACAUCCCGUUCCGCAGCAAGUAUAACCGCGUGACUAAGCGCUCUCGGUUCUUGCAUGAGGAUCCGUCCUGUCUGCUGUGCAACAUCCUGCACAGAUACCUGCAGCAGGCCGACUACUCCAUCAUAGAGGACGCCACCAUGAAUGAUGGUCUGCCGGCUCUGGUGACCCUGAAGAAAGGUUUGGUGGCGCUGGCACGUCAGUGGAUGAAGUUCAUUGUGGUGACGCAGGGCUUCAAGGCGAUUGGUCCCAUUCGACCCAAUCAGUUGCCAAAGCCCAAGGAGCCCGCCCCUUUCCCCCCAGAGCCCACCCUUGGGCCCGACUGCACCAACAUCCAGAGCGACACCAGUGCGGAUGGCGCCGAGUUUGAGUUUGACGCAGGCGCUGUGAGUGAGCACACAAUGCUGUUGGAAGGUGUGUGUAGUCGUCCAGCCCAGACAGGCAACUCAGCACCUGUGAGCGGCGUGGAGAUCAUGAGGAAACUCUCCAAAUCCCACACACACAGCGAGUCAGCGCUCAGGAUUAAGGGCUCACACCCGUACCAGUCUCUGAGCUACACCAGCGGUGACACGGCCGCUGACUCUCCCGCCCACGUCAGCCGGACAGGCCUGCCGUCCAAUCACAGCCCUCGGAAGGAGUCUCUGCUCAGCUACCUGACGGGAAGCUUCCCCAGUCUGCACAACCUGCUGGAGGCCACGCCCCCACGCGUCAGCGAGGCCACCGCCGCCAAGAGCACCUCGCUCACGCGCACCGGUAACAGUGUGGGGGCCGAUGUGUUGACAGAGCACCCUCUGCUGUCGGAGCCGUCUCCGGUCAGCUUCUACAACUGGAUGUCCAACGCCGUGAGCAACCGCACCGGGGGCAACGUCCAGGAGUCUCCCCUCAACCGCUCCCAGCACAACAGCCUGCAGACAGGAGGAGUUCUCCCCACCAUCCCGUCAGCAUCAGACUUCAACACUGUUUUGUCCAGUGACCAGAACACACUGGACACCCACUCCCAGCACACGCACACACACUCCCAGCACAGCACCAGCCAGGAGGACCUGCUGGAGGUGGACGAGAUCAACCAGUGUCCCGCUGCUGUGCAGCUCGCUGAUGCACAAGUUGUGUUUAAGCCACUGCUGAGCCACACAGGCAUCCAGCCGCAGGACGCUCCUCCCUUCAGCUACAAGAUGUACUUUGGGGAGCACCUGUCCUUCAGCGGCACCCUGGAGUGCCUCAGGGCCGACAUCGUGGACUCGGACACCAGCAAAGACCGCAAGAACAAACGCGCUCGCAGGCAGGGCAUGGUGAACCUGCCCCCGCUGGAGUUCAAGCCGGCGCUGAUGAUCGAGACGUUCAGCCUGAACGCCGUGGUGCUGGAGAAGUGCAUGUCGUCGGCGGCGCCCGCCGGCCUCUCGUCCUUCCACGAGCUCAGCCGCCGGCCGCACGCCAGCGUCCACUGCCACUUCACGCUGGCGUGCCAGGCCAUCCGGCAGCACGUGGACAUGGCGCUGGUGCGGCUGGUGCACCAGUUCAGCACCAUGAUCGACCAGAUCAAGGCCACGCAGACGGACAUCAAGCUGAGCCGCUACACGGCCGGCUCGGCCUCGCCCACGCCCACCUUCAAGGCGCGGCCGUACCGCCAGUUCCGCUCGUCCGACUUCAGCCGCAGCAGCCGCGGGAGCCUCAACGGCACCGUGCAGCGGCACGGCGGGCAGAAGGGCAAGCGCUCGGGCGGCGGCGGCGGUGCCAGCGGGGCGGGCGCGGGCGUCGGGGGGCCCGUCGCCGGAGGGGCGGGCAUGGGCGGAGGAGGGGUGAGCUCCAGCUCGGGCAUCCCGGGGCUGGACACGCUGCCGCGGCGGGAGCCCCGGAGCGGGCGGAACACGCUGGGGCGCUCGGAGCGCCGCACGUCCAAGGUGUCGCGGAAGGGCUCGCGCGACGUGGCCGACCACAUGACCAUCCAGAUGGACGACUCGGACUCCAUCACCGUGUCGGAGCAGAGCGAGCCGUCGGCCGAGUGCUGGCAGAACAUGUACAAGCUGCUCAACUUCUACUCGCUCAUCUCAGACCCCACCGGCAUCCUGGACAAGGAGUCCCCCGAGAACGGCCUCUCAGAGGGUGGACGAAGCCCCACGGAUCCUCCGUGCCGAUUGGUGAUCGAGUCGGAGGGCGAGUCCCCACCCAGUCGGCCGGGUCGCAGGCGGAGCCUGGGCGGCAGCGAGCCGCAGCACGUGACCCUGAUCGUGUUUGGCGUGGGCAUGGUGAACCGCACGCACCUGGAGGCCGACAUCGGCGGCCUCACCAUGGAGGCGGAGCUCAAGAAGAUCCACGGCAGCUUCACCCUCAAGGAGAAGAUGAAAGAUAUCCUGCACCAGAAGAUGACGGAGACCUGUGCAUCAUCUCACAUCGGCGGCGUGAACAUCGUCCUGCUCGAGGGCAUCACUCCAGACAUCCAAUUGGAGGACUUCCCCACCUCUCCUACCAGCACAGCCAAGCAGGAGUUUUUGACGGUGGUGAAGUGCAACAUCGCCAAGUCCCAGGCGCUGUACAGCGCGCAGCGCGGCCUGAAGACCAACAACGCGGCGGUGUGCAAGGUGGGCGCCAUCCUCAUCAACAUCCCCCAGCACCCGGCCACGCUGCACAGCAUGAUGGUGCGCAUCUCCCACCAGCUCUCCAAGCAGAUCUCCGACCUCAUCCGACAGCCCUCCACCACCCCGCCCCCGAACCGAGACGACACUCCGACCCCGCAGCCGUCGGACAAGGCGUCGAGUAUCAACCAGACGCCGGUGGAGGCCAACGAGUUCCCGCAGCUGCCCGAGGGCCUGGAGAAGAAGCCCAUCGUGCUCAAGUUCAGCGCCAUGCUGGACGGCAUCACCAUCGGCGCCGCGCUGCUGCCCUCGCUCAAGGCCGAGUACAAGAUGGGCCGCAUGAAGAGCCACGGCAUGACCGGUGCCCAGACCAGGUUCACGUUCGAGCUGCCCAACCACAAGCUUUGCUUCCAGUCCAAAGUGGCGCCGGUGGACGUGUCCGCCAUGCCGCCCUCUGCCAGCCUGACGCUGCCGCCAGUCACCAUGUCUGGCGAGUACAUCAUCCAGGAGCACGAGGGCCACACCGAGCACAUCUGGGCCCCCGAGGAGAUGCCCACCAAGCACGGCAACUACCUGCAAGGCAACUACCUGCGCUGCGUCGCCGAGAUUGGCUCCUUCGAACACAACCUGACCACAGACCUGCUGAAUCACCUGGUCUUCCUGCAGAGGGUCUUCAUGAAGGAGGUCAACGAGGUCAUCCAGAAAGUCUCAGGAGGGGAACAGCCAAUCCCACUGUGGAAUGAACAUGAUGUGUCCACGGAUGGAGAUAAGCCCAAAAUCUUGCUCUACUCUGUCAACCUAAUGUUCAAGGGGAUCCAGGUGACUGCCACCACCCCCUCCAUGCGUGCGGUGCGCUUCGAGACGGGCUUGAUUGAGCUGGAGCUGUCCAAUCGGAUUCAGUGCAAGUCCACUCCCACAGGAAGCAGCUACCUGAAGCUGUUUGGAAAAUGCCAGGUGGAUCUGAACCUCGCUCUAGGACAGAUCGUCAAGCACCAGGUGUAUGAAGAGGCGGGCUCCGACUUCCACCAGGUGGCGUAUUUCCGCACUCGGAUUGGCUUGCGGAACGCCCUGCAGGAGGAGAUCAGUGGCUGCUCAGACAAAGAGGCGGUGCUCAUCACACUAAACCGACCAAUCAUCUUUGCCCAACCUGUGGCUUUUGAUAGAGCUGUGCUGUUCUGGCUGAACUACAAGGCGGCGUAUGAUAACUGGAAGUCUGAGAGUCUGAAGCUGCACUCGGACAUCCAUGUGGCCACUAAAGAGCUAGUGGACAAGCUGCCGGCCAUCCAGCAGACCAGUGCCCAGGCCUUCAGCACCCUCUUCCUGCAGCUCACCGUCAACGACCUGGGCAUCUGUCUACCCAUCACCAGUAGCACACCGGCUAAUCACAGUAUUGAUUUUGACACCGGCUCAGCCCUGGUGUUGACCAUUGAGAGCACACUGAUCACCGCCUGCUCGUCCGAGUCACUGGUGAGCAAAGGCCACUUCAAGAACUUCUGCAUCCGAUUCGCCGAGGGGUUCGAGACCUCCUGGGACGACUGGAAACCAGAACUGCGUGGUGACAUGGUGAUGAAUGCCUGUGUUGUUCCUGAUGGCACAUAUGAGGUCUGCUCCAAGACCACAGGAGCGCCAGCUGCAGACAGCAACAGUGCAGGGAAGUGGACUCUGAACGUCCUGUGGAAGAUGUGCGGUAUCGACGUGCACAUGGACCCCAACAUUGGCAAGCGCCUCAACGCUCUGGGCAUCACGCUCACCUCGCUGACUGGUGAGGAGGACCCGGACGACAUCGCCGACCUCAACUCCGUCAACAUGGCCGACCUGUCUGACGAGGACGAGAGCGACGGGAUGUCCCCCACCGUGCACAUGCGUGAGGGCAGCUUCAGUCCGAGGGUGUCCUUCCGGAAGCGCAUGAUGGAGAGACUCCUGGGCCUGAGCCCCACCCAACCCCCCCGCUCUGCGCCGCCCGAAUUUAUUAACUGUCCACAGAUACCCCUUAUCGCCCAGCCGGUGGUCACUGCACGAGCACGCUCGACCGAGAGCCUCCGGCCCCUCUCCUGGGGUGGUGAGCCCAUUGACCCAAGAAGGCAGGUGAUUAUGGGUAAUCAGAUCAUGGACCCUCGAGGGAGGAAGUUCACAAAGAGGCUGGUGGACAUCAGGGAGCUCAACGAACAAGCCAAGGUCAUCGAUGACCUCAAGAAACUGGGGGCAAGUGAGGGAACCAUAAACCAGGAGAUCCAGAGGUACCAGCAACUGGAGUCGGUGGCGGUCAACGACAUCCGUCGGGACGUACGCAAGAAGCUGAGGCGCUCCAGCAUGAGGGCUGCGUCCCUGAAGGAUAAGUGGGGCCUGGGCUACAAACCCAGCUACAACAGGUCCAAGAGCAUCUCCGCAGCAGGCCAGCGGCCCGCUUUGAAGAGGAUGGAGAGACAGAGCUCCAGACUGGGAGAAAUGGAUGACUUGCCUGAUAUUCGAGUCGAUGCAGCGUCGCCUGGGCCACGCGUUACAUUUAAUAUUGACACGAUGGGAGGUGUAGCUUUGGACACCCCAAUUCCUCAGAGUCAAGCUGACUUAAUCUUCAAGUUCCCGGAGGAGACAGAGGUGGACCUGUUGUCCGCUGCCAUCGACGACUCGCCCCAUCCUUUCCCAUCAUGCUCAGUGUUCAGUGCUCCAGGCACGCCCGCCGCCUUCUCACCCAGCCUUCCCUUCCAGCACGACGACAGUCGCCGCGACGACCUCUCCUCCUCUUCCUCAGAGGACUCCGACAAGGAGGAGCAGGAGUUCAUCCGUGAGAGGCCCAUAAGCUACUACUCACGACCCAGUACAUCCCACAGGAAGGCGUCUGGCUUCGCCGCUCUGUUCGGCGCGGCCACGCCCUCCUCCACGCCCCAGCGCGGCAUCACGGCGCCGGCCACCGAGCGCAACAUCGACUUCGAGCUGGACGUGCGCGUGGAGAUCGACAGCGGCAAGUGCGUGCUGCACCCCACCACCCAGCAGCCGGAGCACGACGAGAUCGCCCUGCGAAGGAGUUGUGAGCGCAGCUCGCGCUCUCUGGACCAGGAGUCCCCCCCUAAGCGGCGCAAGCUGCAGCCCAGCUUCACCUCCACGUCCCAGCUGCUGAACAAGCGCAUGCCCUCCUCGCUGCAGAGCAAGUCCUCCGACAUGGAGACCACCGUCUUCUACAUCCCCGGCGUCGACGUCAAGCUCCACUAUAACUCCAAGACGCUGAAGACGGAGUCGCCCAACGCCUCUCGUGGAUCCUCGCUGCCCCGGACCCUCUCCAAAGAGUCCAAGCUGUUUGGUAUGAGAGAGCUGCCUAGAGAACCCCCCGGCCCCCCCUCCGCUGCCCCUGGCAGGACUAACACUCUCCACCCUCCCCCUCCCCCUCCUCUACCCUCAGGCAACACUAAAGGCAAAGCCAGUGGGGUGAAGGCGGCGAAGCUAUAUGCAUGGGUGGCCCUGCAGACCCUCCCGGAGGAAAUGGUCAUCAGCCCCUGUCUGCUAGACUUCCUGGAGAAAGCUCUAGAAACCAUCCCCAUCACUCCCGUUGACAGGAACUGCACAGCUGUGAGUGCUCCAGAAGAAGACGUGGGCCAGUUUGACUCGGUGGAUCCUCUGGAGGAGUCCCAGGUGUCUCUGGUCUCCUCUGCCACCUCCCCGUACUCCUCCUUCCCAGUGGAUGUGGUCGUUUACGUCAGAGUGCAGCCCUCACAAAUCAGGUUCAGCUGUCUGCCCAUGUCUCGAGUGGAGUGCAUGCUGAAGCUUCCGUCUCUGGACCUGGUGUUCUCGUCCAACCGCGGCGAGCUGGAGCCGCCCAGCACCGCUCACCCCAGCGAGCCCCAGCACACGCCCUCCUCCACGCCCCCGUCUGUCCACAACGCCAACAGGGUGCCAGGGGGCAAAGCACCACCACCGCCUGGCGCGUCACCAUCCCUGGGUAGUCCCCUGGGGCGGAGCCGACACAGCAGCAGCCAAUCAGAUCUCACGGGUCCGCCCACCAACUCCUCGGGGCUCAGUUUCACGGCGUGCAUGUCUGACUUCUCCCUCUACGUGUUCCACCCUUACGGAGCCGGGAAGCAGAAGUCCGCCGUCACAGGGAUGCCCCCAGGGCCCAGUCCGCUGGGGGCAGUUGACGAAGAGGCCUCCUCAGUGACUGGGAGGAAGGAUUCCCUGUCAAUCAAUCUGGAAUUUGUGAAGGUCAGCCUAUCACGAAUGAGGCGUGCAGGAUCUCCCGCCUUUGAAACUUUCAUCAACAGCAAAGGUGGCAAAUUGGACACCACCCUCAUCAACAUCUCAGCGGUGUGUGACAUCGGCUCUGCAUCAUUUAAGUAUGACAUGCGGCGUCUGAGUGAGAUCCUUGCCUUUCCGAGAGCCUGGUACCGCCGAAGCAUCGCUCGACGAUUGUUUUUAGGAGAUCAAACUAUCAACGUACCGCCCUCGGGUCCAGCCACCCCUGACUCGGUGGAGAGCAUGGCCCAGCACCUGUCCCCUGAGUCCAGCAGGAAGGCCUACUGGAGGACAUGGGACGGCCAGAACACACACACCAACGUGUUCAACGACUCCACGCCCUCACACACACACCUCAAGUCCCCCGCCACGGGCCGCACGCGCAGCGUUUCUGACUCCUCAGCACCACGCAGAGACUCUGUGAGUAAAACGUCCACCCCCUCGUUCCGGAACGCUAAGGCUGCAGGGCAGCAGGGCUCUCCCUGGGAGACGCUGGUGGUGUUCGCCAUCAACCUGAAACAGCUCAACGUCCAGAUGAACAUGAGCAACGUCAUGGGCAACAACACCUGGACGACGAGCGGUCUGAAGAGCCAGGGCCGUCUGUCAGUGGGCAGCAACCGGGACCGGGAGAUCAGCAUGUCCGUGGGACUCGGCCGCUCCAAACUGGACUCCAAGGGCGGAGUGGUGGGUGGGAACAUAGACGUCAACACCCUGGAGAUGGUCUCCCACAUCUCGGAGCACCCCAACCAGCAGCCGAGCCACAAGAUCCAGAUCACCAUGGGCUCCACGGAGGCGCGCCUGGACUACAUGGGCUCCAGCAUCCUCAUGGGCAUCUUCAGCAACGCCGACCUGAAGCUGCAGGACGAGUGGAAGGUCAACCUCUGCCCCUCAGAGGCCAGCCUAUCAGAGAAGAGUGAGAUCUUCGUCCAUGGCGACCUACAGUGGGACAUCUUCCAGGUGAUCAUCUCGCGCUCCACCACCCCCGACCUGAUCAAGAUCGGCAUGAAGCUGCAGGAGUUCUUCACGCAGCAGUUUGACACGAGCAAGCGCGCGCUCUCCACCUGGGGGCCCGUGCCCUACGUACCCCCCAAAACCCCCGUCAUCAGUGUCGACAAGGGGGCCACCGAAUAUCUGGACGCGGCCCAUCACAGGCACUGGCCCGGCGUGCUGAAGGUCAUCGCCGGCUGCCACAUCUCCCUCUUCCAGAUGCCCCUCCCCGAGGACGCCGUGCAGCUGGGCGGCUCCAUGAGUCUCCACGGCAACCACAUGACGCUGGCCUGCUUCCACGGGCCCAACUUCCGCUCCAAGUCCUGGGUGCUGUUCCACCUGGAGGAGCCCAACAUCGCCUUCUGGACAGAGGCCCAGAAGGUCUCGGAGGACGGGUCUGACUCAACCUACGUCGUUCAAACUCUGGACUUCCACUUGGGUCACAACACCAUGGUAACCAAGCCUUGCGGGGCUCUCGAGAGUCCCAUGGCAACCAUCACUAAGAUAACACGGCGGCGGCAUGAGAACCCUCCACAUGGUGUCGCUACGGUCAAAGAGUGGUUUAACUACGUCACUGCCAUGAGAAACGAAGAGCUGAACCUGUUACGAAAUGUGGACGCUAACAACUCCGAGAGCGGAUCGGUGGCCAAGAGCUCCAGCCUGCUGAGCAGCUUCAGAGGCUCCUCCAGCUACAACCACGAGACCGAGACCAUCUUCGCCCUUCCCAGAAUGCAGCUGGACUUCAAGUCGAUCCACGAGCAGGACCCAGAGGAACCAUCACUGACCGAUGCCAGCAGCAAGCCAAAGGUGGAGUGCAGCGUGGUCACGGAGUUCACCGACCACAUCUGCGUGACCAUGGACGCGGAGCUCAUCAUGUUCCUCCACGACCUGGUGUCGGCCUACCUGAAGGAGAAGGAGAAAGCCUUGUUUGCCCCACGGAUGGCGUCCCGGCCUGGCCAGAAGAGCCCCACGGUGUCUCAGGAUGACAAGUCUGGACACAGUGACACGGAUAAGGAGGAGGGGAUCAACUACACCACAGUGGACUGGAGAGAGUUCCUGUGCAACACCUGGCACCUGGAGCCCACGCUACGACUGAUCUCGUGGACGGGCCGUAAGAUCGACCCCGUCGGGGUGGACUACAUCCUGCAGAAGUUGGGCUUCCACCACGCCCGCACCACCAUCCCCAAGUGGCUGCAGCGCGGCGUCAUGGACCCGCUGGACAAGGUGCUGUCCGUCCUCAUCAAGAAGCUGGGCACCGCCCUGCAGGACGAGAAGGAGAAGAAGAGGGAGAAGGAGGAGCAUUAGCGAAAAGACUCCCAUACAACACAGACGCAUACAGUCUCUCUUUGUCUCUCUCUCUCUCUGGCACAUAAACCCAGAUCUGAAAACACUGGAAAUACUUUGACUACUGUACAUAUGACUGAUACACAUACACUGGAACACUGGACAUUAAUAUGAACACUAUAUACUGUGUGUGUUGUAUACAGAUACGUACAUGUAUACACUGUUCCGCACAGGUGGCUCACACACACACACACACACACACACACACACAAAACCACGCACACACUACUACUACUGCUGCACCCUGCGAGUGUGACUUAUUGUUUACUGGUGCACGUGAUCAUUGCACAGCUUCAGAGUGAAAGUUUGGUUCAGUAGGACUUUUUAUUUUGUACAUUCGGGUCAAUGGGGGGGAAAAGAAAACUAUGAUAAUGUGCUGCUUAGGAGAGGGUCUUUAACAUGGAUUACAUGUAUUUAUACAUUAACCAACAAUCAACGCAACAUAAUUGUCAAAAAUAUAUACCGCCAGCUUCUUACAUCCAUCUGGACGAGAGCCAAGAGCUUCUACAGGUUGUAUGAUGUGUCCAGUGCCUCAGUUUGAUCUUCAGGAAUUUUCAUGUUCAGUUUGAUAACUUACUCAUCCAGACAUUAGUUUUAAUUGACUGUUUCAACGUUCUAGCCGUUUUAUUUAUUGAGGAGUGGGCGUAGGACAUUCUAUCGAUGCGUCAGGCUGCAGAUGAGGUCAUCGGCUUUGACGGCUGAAGUCUUUUCGGCAAUGACAUCAUGGCACGGACGGGUCGUACUGUAGCACUCCUCAGAUCCACGCAGGUCUUGUUACCUCGUUCAGUUUUAUUGCUACAUGUUGCACCACAUCUCCCAGAUUUAGUUCUUAUAAGGCAUUCCACGUGUCCAAAUCCUUAUUUUAUUUUGGAAAUAAUACUAGUUUGACAGGAAUGUGUAUAUCAUAGACUUCAAAUCUGUAAUGAUACUGAUUGACUGCGUGAUUGCUCUUCAAAAUGUUUUUAACUUCUUAAAAGUGUACUGUGUAACCCCUGUUACACUUAUGGUGUAUUAGUGUUUUUGUUUGUUAAAUGUGCAAUAGACCAAUGUACAUAAGCUGUGAAAGCAUUAAUGUGAAUAUGUGCCGAUUUCAGAAUAAAAUCAUUGCCAUCAUGUU